This is a messenger RNA of Podarcis raffonei (Aeolian wall lizard), 3828 nucleotides long. RefSeq names its product deleted in malignant brain tumors 1 protein-like. The transcript has 27 exons. The record is from RefSeq and is a predicted model, not a curated record. The coding region runs from base 1 to 3828 and encodes 1275 amino acids. Lineage: Eukaryota; Metazoa; Chordata; Lepidosauria; Squamata; Lacertidae. Gene Ontology annotation, cellular component: membrane.
AUGGGGAAGAAAUUAGAUUCAAUUCGAAUGGGAAAACCAAAUGCUGGCGAUCAACCAACAGGUUACUUGCCUGUCCAGUUGGUCAGCGGAAGCUCAAGCUGUGAAGGCCGCGUUGAAGUGCUUUCUGACGGCCAAUGGGGAACAGUGUGUGAUGACACCUGGAAUAUAAGAGCUGCAACUGUUGUAUGCCAGCAACUUGGUUGCGGUGAAGCCGUCUCGGCUCUGGGAGGUGCUCCUUUUGGCCAAGGCACAGGAGAUAUUGUUUUGGACAAUGUGGAUUGCGAUGGAAAUGAGACAAGUCUGGGAGAAUGCUACCAUCAAGGAUUAUAUAAUAAUAACUGCAAUCACAGUGAAGAUGCAGGUGUUAUUUGUUCAGCUCACACAUAUUCUACAACACCAGAAGUAACCACUGCAACAUUGUUGACAACAGAAGGAACCACCCAAGCAAUAAGCACAACUGAGGAAACGGUUACUCCUGAGAUACCAACCACAACUCAAGGAGAGACUUCGCCAUCAGGAACAUCAGCAAAUCCUUUCUUCCUAAGACUGGUGAAUGGAGAGAACAGCUGUCAGGGUCGUGUUGAAGUCUAUCAUAAUGGGGAGUGGGGGACCGUCUGUGAUGAUGAAUGGGACAUUAAUGAUGCUCGCAUUGUCUGCAAAGAAGUUGGUUGUGGAGAAGUCAUUUCAGCUCCAACAAGUGCCCACUUUGGUCAAGGCUCUGGCAGCAUCCUUCUGGAUGCUGUACAAUGCAGUGGGGAUGAAUCUUCUCUUAAGGACUGCCCCCAUAAGGGAUGGGGGGUCCAUGACUGCAAACAUAAGGAAGAUGCCAGCGUCAUCUGCUCAGAACCUCUAACCACCGCAGAAGUACCCACCACACCUGAACCUAUAACCACUACAGUAGAACCCAUCACAUCUGGAACUCCACCACCACAAUCUACAGAACAGAGUGUUACAACUGAGAUUUCACCAUCAGAAACAUCAGCAAGCCCUUUCUCCCUAAGACUGGUGAAUGGAGAGAACAGCUGCCAGGGUCGCCUAGAAGUCCACCAUGAUGGGACCUGGGGAACUGUCUGUGAUGAUGAUUGGGACUUGAAGGAUGCUCAGGUUGUGUGCCAACAACUUGGUUGCGGAGAAGCCACUGCAGCCCCGCUAAGUGCCCACUUUGGCCAAGGCUCUGGCAGCAUCCUCCUGAAUGCGGUACAAUGUGAAGGGAAUGAAUCUUCUUUUGAGGACUGUUCUCAUAAUGGAUGGGGAGUCCAUGACUGCAAACAUAAGGAAGAUGCCAGUGUUAUCUGCUCAGGACCUCUAACUACCACAGAAACACCCAUUACAUCUGGAACUCCACCACCACAAUCUACAGAACAGAGUGUUACAACUGAGAUUUCACCAUCAGAAACAUCAGCAAGCCCUUUCUCCCUAAGACUGGUGAAUGGAGAGAACAGCUGCCAGGGUCGCCUAGAAGUCCACCAUGAUGGGACCUGGGGAACUGUCUGUGAUGAUGAUUGGGACUUGAAGGAUGCUCAGGUUGUGUGCCAACAACUUGGUUGCGGAGAAGCCACUGCAGCCCCGCUAAGUGCCCACUUUGGCCAAGGCUCUGGCAGCAUCCUCCUGAAUGCGGUACAAUGUGAAGGGAAUGAAUCUUCUUUUGAGGACUGUUCUCAUAAUGGAUGGGGAGUCCAUGACUGCAAACAUAAGGAAGAUGCCAGUGUUAUCUGCUCAGGACCUCUAACUACCACAGAAACACCCAUUACAUCUGGAACUCCACCACCACAAUCUACAGAACAGAGUGUUACAACUGAGAUUUCACCAUCAGAAACAUCAGCAAGCCCUUUCUCCCUAAGACUGGUGAAUGGAGAGAACAGCUGCCAGGGUCGCCUAGAAGUCCACCAUGAUGGGACCUGGGGAACUGUCUGUGAUGAUGAUUGGGACUUGAAGGAUGCUCAGGUUGUGUGCCAACAACUUGGUUGCGGAGAAGCCACUGCAGCCCCGCUAAGUGCCCACUUUGGCCAAGGCUCUGGCAGCAUCCUCCUGAAUGCGGUACAAUGUGAAGGGAAUGAAUCUUCUUUUGAGGACUGUUCUCAUAAUGGAUGGGGAGUCCAUGACUGCAAACAUAAGGAAGAUGCCAGUGUUAUCUGCUCAGGACCCCUCACCACCACAGAAAUACCCAUUACAUCAGAGAAUGCUCCAUCGGGAACAUCAGCAAGUCCUUUCGCCCUAAGACUGGUGAACGGAGAGAACAGCUGCCAGGGUCGCCUAGAAGUCCACCAUGAUGGGACCUGGGGAACUGUCUGUGAUGACGAUUGGGACUUGAAGGAUGCUCAGAUUGUGUGCCAACAACUUGGUUGCGGAGAAGCCACUGCAGCCCCACUAAGUGCCCACUUUGGCCAAGGCUCUGGCAGCAUCCUCCUGAAUGCAGUACAAUGUGAAGGGAAUGAAUCUUCUUUUGAGGACUGUUCUCAUAAUGGAUGGGGAGUCCAUGACUGCAAACAUAAGGAAGAUGCCAGUGUUAUCUGCUCAGGACCCAUCACCACCACUGAAACAUCCAUUACAUCUGGAACUCCACCUCCACAAUCUACAGAACAGAGGGUGACAACUGAGAAUGCACCAUCAGGAACAUCAGCAAGUCCUUUCUCCCUAAGACUGGUGAAUGGAGAGAACAGCUGUCAGGGUCGUGUUGAAGUCUAUCAUAAUGGGGAGUGGGGGACCGUCUGUGAUGAUGAAUGGGACAUUAAUGAUGCUCACAUUGUCUGCAAAGAAGUUGGUUGUGGAGAAGUCAUUUCAGCUCCAACAAGUGCCCACUUUGGUCAAGGCUCCGGCAGCAUCCUUCUGGAUGCUGUACAGUGCAGUGGGAAUGAAUCUUCUCUUAAGGACUGCCCCCAUAAGGGAUGGGGGGUCCAUGACUGCAAACAUAAGGAAGAUGCCAGCGUCAUCUGCUCAGGACCCCUUACCACCACAGAAAUACCCAUUACAUCUGGAACUCCACCUCCACAAUCUACAGAACAGAGGGUGACAACUGAGAAUGCACCAUCAGGAACAUCAACAAGUCCUUUCUCCCUAAGACUGGUGAAUGGAGAGAACAGCUGCCAGGGUCGCCUAGAAGUCCACCAUGAUGGAACCUGGGGAACUGUCUGUGAUGACGACUGGGACUUGAAAGAUGCUCAGGUUGUGUGCCAACAACUUGGUUGUGGAGAAGCCACUGCAGCCCCACUAAGUGCCCACUUUGGCCAAGGCUCUGGCAGCAUCCUUCUGAAUGCAGUACAUUGCAAAGGGAAUGAAUCUUCUUUUGAGGAAUGCUCCCAUAAUGGAUGGGGAGUUCAUGACUGCAAACAUAAAGAAGAUGCCAGUGUUAUCUGCUCAGGACCUCCCACCACCACAGAAGCACCCAUUACAUCUGGAACUCCGCCACCACAGUCUACAGGACAGAGCAUUACAACUGAUGAUUCUUCAUUGGGAACAUCAGCAAGCCCUUUCUCCCUAAGACUGGUGAAUGGAGAGAACAGCUGUCAGGGUCGUGUUGAAGUCUAUCAUAAUGGGCAGUGGGGGACUGUCUGUGAUGAUGAAUGGGACAUUAAUGAUGCUCAGGUCGUGUGCAAAGAACUUGGUUGUGGAGAAGCCACUUCAGCUCCACUAAGUGCCCACUUUGGCCAAGGCUUUGGCAGUAUCCUCCUGGAUGCAGUACAGUGCGAAGGGAAUGAGUUUUCUCUUGAGAAAUGCUCCCAUAAGGGAUGGGGAGUCCAUGACUGCAAACAUAAGGAAGAUGCAAGUGUCAUUUGCUCUGGAAAUGUUUCCUAUACUACAGGGAGCCCCAUUAUAAGUAGUGAGUAUUAA